Drosophila navojoa is the source of this 443-nucleotide messenger RNA. RefSeq names its product gram-negative bacteria-binding protein 3. Gene Ontology annotation, molecular function: carbohydrate binding. NCBI's taxonomy places the organism in Eukaryota, Metazoa, Arthropoda, Insecta, Diptera, Drosophilidae. The record is from RefSeq and is a predicted model, not a curated record.
CAGCAUUUAGAGACUUAUUCUCGGCGGAGUACGAAAUGCGUUUACUUUUAAGCUGUGCUUUUAUACUGACAGCCGUGGUGCUUGGCGGCGCAUACAAGGUGCCCAGGGCACAGGUGCGAGUCUUUUAUCCCAAAGGAUUUGAGGUUUCCAUACCGCAUGAGGAGGGCAUUUCACUGUUUGCCUUCCACGGUAAGCUGAACGAGGAUUUCGAUGGAUUGGAGGCGGGCACAUGGGCACGCGAUAUACCCAGCGCCAAGAGGGGGCGUUGGACGUUCCGUGAUCGUGAAACGGCAUUGAAAUUGGGCGAUACUCUCUACUACUGGACGUAUGUCAUCUACAACGGGUUGGGCUACCGCGAAGAUGAUGGCGCGUAUGUGGUCACCGAAUAUGCCCCAAGCCCAAGGCAUUAAGUGUGAAAUGUGAUUUUUUCUUGAGUGAUAUUU